GUUAAUUUUGAUUCUUCCAUGUCACUUGGGUUUCUGAAUUUCUUGCUCUUUUUGUUUGUCAAUUUCACGUUUUGUGGUUUUUUGAAAACUCAAAUGGAAGUCUCUUCGAGAUUGUAUUCAGAUUAUGAUUUUCAGCAGCGAAUUGAAAUUAUAAUGCUGGUUUUGAUACUGUGAAUGCUUGGGACGAAUUGUGUGCUCGAUGCUAUUUUAGAAAAAUUUCAGUAACAGUUUAGGGUUUUCCGAGAUUAACUAUUUUAUGCCGCUAGUAAUAUGUGGGUUGAGUGAAUAUUUAUACACCUGCAUAAUUGAUGAUGCACACACACCCAUAGGCUUGCAACAUGUGCUAACAAAUUUUAGUAUGAUCGAGUUUCAAAAAAAAAAUAAAAAGCAUAUUGUGCCAAUCUAUAAUAUGAGUGAGGAAGUAUGGAGCUUAUGCUUAUUAAAUCCGAAUUCGACGGUGAAUUCGACCUUAGUCAAGGAGGUUGCGCCCCCAGUGGUAGUCCUGCUAGCCAAUCAGCGGGCAGGGGUCGGGGAAGCCGGCCUUACGGGGCUUAGAACAGCGCCCCGAAAGCAAAAGACACUCUUAUGGGCACAUUUUGAAUGAAAAAUGUUUGUUCAGUCAAAAAUGGGUGCAACCGCACCUAUUUUAAGUUAAGGAUUUUGGUCAUUUACAAUAUAAGAACACAUAUAAUCACAAUUUUAAAUUUAUCAUUCGAUCAAAAUUCCUUGUGUUUCAUUUGGGUUAUCUCGAAAUUAAGUAUUACAAAUCCUAGGGGCGAAUUAUAGCACUUAAAAAGUAUUUGUUUCAUGAUACAAUCAUUUAUUCAAUGUAUUACCCGUGUGUUCAUCUUAGCUGAUGUGUAGGAUGUUUACUGAAUAUUGAAGUUCAUGUAGAACUAGAAUUACCAUCUUUUAAUCAUUUCCUUAUACACGAUGUUACUACAUGAAAUUGAAUAUGUUCUUGAUAAAGAUGAUUAUUAUUUUCUUAAUAACUAUCCCUUUGCAAUUGUUAUUUGUAUUUGCCUAAGUUUCUCAUGGUUUCACUUUUAUAUCUUUAAUUGAACUUCAAACAGUGAAGUAAUUCUCUGGAAAUGUCCAGAGUUCUAGGUGGAGUUCUGGCCUCUAAGCUUAUUUGUGGUACAUGUUUGUAGGGCCUCUUUUCAGUGGCCCGUGAGAUUACUUGAUUUCCAGUCAUGUGCAUUGAAGACCUCUAAAUGCCCCCGGCAAUGGAAGAAAAUAGGAUUCCUAAUUCACAUUAAAAGAUAAGGGGAAAUCUUCAAAGAAAAUGAAGGAAAAAAGAUGUGUUGUACAUAGAGUGUGCUUUUCUAUCACGCAUUAAGAAAAUUUAAUUCCGAUAGUGAUAACUAAACUUAUCUAGAUGGUACUUGCUUUCACCAGUCUGACGAGACGUGCAUAUGAGAUGUUUUCGAAUUUUAGAGACUAAACGCUUUGUUACAGGGAAGAAAAGAGAAUAGUUUUCUGCCUCUCUCUCUCUCUCUCUUGAUUGAAUAAUGAUUAAUGCAGGAGAGAUGGAGGGAAAACACAGAAUAUAAUUUCAUGUUUUAAAAUACUUGUGUAUGUUUAAAAUAAACUGGAAUGGCUGGGAUGUCCACAGCAUAAUCCAAUGCCAAAUUUUUAUCCGUACAGCUCUCCACAUUUUGGCGUUAAGAGAUUGACAAUGGUUAUUGAUCAUCUUUAACUCCUGUGAAAUUGCUGGUGUGGGGGACUCACUUUCUGCAACAUUUUCCGGAGCUUCCACUGAUCCAAGAUUCAUGGCAAAACCAAAUGGGGCUGUCUGCUCUUCAGCGAAAUCUCCUCAGCACCCGAAGUUAUAUGCCGUAAACAAUAAACAAUCCAGCAGAUUUCUUUCACUAUUGAAACUAAAGUUUUUGAGCAAGGGUGUCUCACCUCUAGGUGGAAAAUUAAGUACUUCUGUUGGAUCUCGCGGAACUUCUCUUGUUUGUAAGUCAACAGAGACACACAAUACAGAAACGAAGGAGCGUCCCCAACUGUAUGAUGAUAGUUCAAAUAUCUCCAGCUCUCAAAAUGGAGCCGAUCAUAUGAACAUGUCAUGGAAAUGCAUCUGUUACCAUACGGGAUUAGCUGAAGCAUGCCGGUUUGUUUCCAACGAUGCAAAAUUCGUCAAUGAAAGGGCUAGAAAUGAUAUUGUCCUUCUUUCACGAGGAAUAAAGAAGUUGGAUGCUCGUGCUCGGAAAGAUGUUGCAUUCCUUGGUUCCGAGUUCCUUAAACUUGAUGCUCGGGCCAAGGAGGAUACUGAAAAAAUUGAUCACAAUGUGAAAAGAAGAGCCGAGAGGGUUCACCAUAUUGCCACUCUUCUGAAAAACAGGGCAGAAUCAAAAUUAAAAAGUGCUGCUGACAAGCACUGGAGUGAUGGUGCAUUAGAGGCUGAUUUGAAGAGAGCAGACUUUGUUGCCAAGCAACGUGCAGUCGAGGAUUCUCUGAUGGCUUUGGAGUUUGUAAAAAAUAUAAUAGAUAUGAUGGUGACGAAAAUGUACAGAAAAGAAGAUUCUACAAACACCAUCAAGAGCACAAGCCAGAUUACACUCGAAAAGAAUGGGAUAAGUCUCGACUUUCCUCAGGAAAUAUCUGCAGAUCGUAUUAGCCACAUUCAGGAAGUUUAUUGGAGUAUAGCUUCUGCACUCUCCGAAGCUGACGGAAUCGACUAUACUGAUCCUGAAGAGCUGGAAUUGCUGGUCGCUGCCCUUAUUGAUCUCGAUGCCAUGGAUAGUAAAAGUAGUGUAUCCCUGCUAGCAGAGUGUUCAAGUUCGCCCGAUGUCAGCACCAGGAGAGCAUUAGCUAAUGCAUUAUCGGCUGCUCCAUCAAUGUGGACACUUGGAAAUGCCGGCAUGGGCGCAUUGCAGAGAUUGGCACAAGAUAGCAAUCCAGCAAUUGCUGCUGCCGCCGCGGAAACCAUCUUCGAAUUAAAGCAGCAGUGGGAAAUAGAGGAAGGCGACAGCUGGAGGUUCAUGAUGAACCAGAACCCGACCAUUCAAGAUGACGACGAUGAAGGAGAUGUUGAUAAACAAUAGGAAUGCAGUAUUCAGUUUAAUGUGUAUGUAGAAUGAAAGCUUUUUAGUAUAGAUUCAACCAAAUAAAUGAAACAUAUAUAUAUAUAUAUCUUUCUAGGAUGUCAUCCAUCCUUCUCGUCGAUUAUGUUUCCCUUUUCCUUCGCCCCUUUCUCAUACGCCUUCUAGCGAAUGGUUUGAAAACUAUGGAUACCGUAUUCGAUCCGAACCUUAGUUCACAAUUAAGUGUGUUUGUAAUGAAUGUACCGUUAGCUAAUUGACGACUAUAAGAUGAUUGAGUACGGUAUACCGCUAUGGCAUCUAUGUACACACAUUAUAUAUCUUUAUAUAUCACAUAUAAACAUGUUACGUAUA
This is a messenger RNA of Andrographis paniculata, 3401 nucleotides long. RefSeq names its product senescence-associated protein SPA15, chloroplastic-like. The coding region runs from base 1773 to 3050 and encodes 425 amino acids. Gene Ontology annotation, cellular component: chloroplast. Gene Ontology annotation, biological process: leaf senescence; cellular response to oxidative stress. The transcript has 13 exons. The record is from RefSeq and is a predicted model, not a curated record. NCBI's taxonomy places the organism in Eukaryota, Viridiplantae, Streptophyta, Magnoliopsida, Lamiales, Acanthaceae.